This is a messenger RNA of Cyprinodon variegatus (sheepshead minnow), 1654 nucleotides long. RefSeq names its product solute carrier family 2, facilitated glucose transporter member 11-like. Gene Ontology annotation, cellular component: membrane. The transcript has 12 exons. The record is from RefSeq and is a predicted model, not a curated record. Gene Ontology annotation, biological process: monosaccharide transmembrane transport. The coding region runs from base 81 to 1628 and encodes 515 amino acids. NCBI's taxonomy places the organism in Eukaryota, Metazoa, Chordata, Actinopteri, Cyprinodontiformes, Cyprinodontidae. Gene Ontology annotation, molecular function: hexose transmembrane transporter activity.
UCUCAGGUCAGUGCAGAGAGUCAGCGCGCGCAUCGAGGACAUCCUAAGAGCGAACUUUUAGUGAGAAAAGAAAAAAAAAAAUGCCAAAAGAUUAUUUGAACGAAUAUGAGCCCCUGCUCACGAAAGGAGGCAAAGAACCAAAGACUUUAAAGUUUUUCUGUUUCCAGUUCCCAAACAAAUUUCUGCUGCUGGCUAUGUUUGCAACAUGCAUAGGAGGCACAUUUCAGUGCGGAUAUAAUAUCUCCAUCAUCAAUGCGCCCACUAAGUAUGUGCAAGACUUCAUUAACCAAACCUGGAGGCAGCGUUACCAAACAGAGAUAACAAAAGAUGGGCUCACUCUGCUUUGGUCCACCAUUGUGUCUAUUUUUACCUUAGGGGGAUUUAUAGGAGUGUCAAUUGGUGGGACUUUGUCUGUAAAGCUUGGGAGGAGAGGGACGCUACUUACCAAUAAUGUGUUUUCACUGGUUGCUGCUAUGCUGAUGGGCCUGAGCUCCACUGCAGGAUCGUUUGAGUUGCUCAUCAUUGGACGUCUCCUCAUUGGAAUCAAUGCAGGUAUUGCUCUAUGUGUUGAGCCUAUGUUCUUGGGGGAAAUAGCUCCAACAUCUUUACGUGGUGCCAUGGGAACAGGCUCCUCCAUUUUUCUGACCGGUGGCAUCUUAUCUGGACAAGUGAUGGGCCUCAAAGAAGUGCUUGGUAAAGCACAGUACUGGCCCCUCCUGCUCUCCACCACAUGUAUCCCAGCAUUACUUCAGCUACAGUUGCUUCCUUGGUUCCCUGAGAGUCCACGCUUUCUGCUUAUUGAUAAAGAGGAUGAAGAGAAAUGUAAAAAAGCUCUGAAUCAGCUGCAUGGCUUUUCAGGCUCUCAUAGUGUGCUGGAGGACAUCCAGCGGGAGAAGAACAAUUUGGUUGGUUUCAAGGCCAAGAAACCCUGGGAACUUUUUGCAGAUCGCAGUGUACGCUGGCAGGUCAUCACAAUCAUAGUGCUCAACGCAGCACAACAGCUGAAUGGUGUUAAUGCAAUGUACUUCUAUGCUGAUUAUUUGUUUCGACAAGCCGGAAUCUCAGAUGAUAAUAUACCUUAUGCUACCGUCGGUACAGGUGCCUGUGAAUGUCUCACUGCAUUAACAUGUGGAAUGCUGGUGGAAUCUCUGGGAAGGAAAAUACUCAUAUCAGGAGGAUACAUACUGAUGAGUAUCUGCUGCAUUUUGUUCACAGUGACACUCGCUCUGCAGGAUUUCAGUCCAGUUUUCCCUUACCUAAGUGUGGCCUGUGUUUUUGCUUUUGUCUUAAGUUUUGGUUUGGGACCAGGUGGCGUUACAAACAUCUUAACCACAGAGAUGUUCAAGCAAACCACACGGCCUGCAGCAUUUAUGAUCGCAGGAUCUGUGAACUGGCUCAGCUUCUUCUUUAUUGGCCUGCUCUUCCCUUUUAUUGUGAUUGGGCUGCAGCACUAUUGCUUCCUGGUUUUCUUCGUUGUCUGCCUCUCAGUAGGAAUAUACAUCGUUCUUGUUCUCCCUGAAACCAAAAACAAAAGUUUUGUGGAAAUCCAGAAAGAGUUCCAGUCCAGAAGGAAUAAAGAGACCAACUCUGAAGAAGCAGAUGCUUUAAUUAUAUCAACCUCUUUUUGAUGCGCCUCUGGUUCAACAAUGGAGCC